Molecule: messenger RNA, 2493 nt
Organism: Lemur catta (Ring-tailed lemur)
Lineage: Eukaryota; Metazoa; Chordata; Mammalia; Primates; Lemuridae
Gene: PALM3
Product: paralemmin 3
Exons: 8
Coding region: 173-2254 (693 amino acids)
Biological process (GO): response to lipopolysaccharide; Toll signaling pathway; regulation of cell shape
Cellular component (GO): membrane
Source: RefSeq, a predicted model, not a curated record
GCCUCCCUCCCGCCUCCCCUCCCUGGCCCAAACCAGCUGGACCUGCUCUCCCGGUGCCCGGCUGGCCUCAGCACCCCCCUCUCCGGCCAGCCAAGUCACAGCCUUGGCACCUUCAGACAGGCGGGUGGUGGGUCCUGACCUUGGAGACCAGAAAGUGGGCUUCUGGGCAGAGAUGGCUCUGAAGAGCCAGGUGUGGUCUCCGGCCACACCCAUGCCCAUGGCGGAGAGCUCCCUCUACCGGCAGCGGCUAGAAGUCAUCGCGGAGAAGCGGCGGCUGCAGGAGCAGAUCCGCGCGGCGCGCCGGGAGCUGGAGGAGGAGAAACUCCGCGUGGAGCGGCUCAAGAGGAAGUCUCUCCGGGAGCGUUGGCUAAUGGACAGGGCAGCGGAAGGGCCAGAGCGGCCCGAGGACCCCACCUCAAAGGACCCCCAGUCUCCAGAGGGCCAGGCUCAGGCCCGAAUCCAGAAUCUACAAGACAGCUUGUUCACACUCCAAUCCCAACUGCAGCUGUUGCAAAGUGCAUCCACAGGUGCCCAGCACAAGUCCCCGGGCAGGCCCAGCUGGCGCAGACAGGGUCACCGUCCUCUCUCCCAGCCCACUGUCGAUGUAGAUCCUGAAGGCCAUACUGAUGUGGACAAGAGAGCCUCCCUGCCCACGGGACCAGUGGGCGUGUCCCCAGAGUCUCCCUGUGAGCCCAGAGAGGAGAUUGUAGGGAUUCUGCCGGCCCCGGCUCCGAGGCAGGUCCCCAGGGCAGUAGGGGCCUCCUCAGAAGCCAACGGCCCCUGCCCUGGACCCAGCCCCACUCCAGAGCGGGAGCUGAGUCAGGGAGCGGUGGCAGGCGAGGGGCGGGUGGGCGAGGCCAACGGAGGGGGCGUGGUCCACGUGGUGUGGGAGGGGCUGAGAGCCACCGAGGACUGUGCCACGGGAGCCACCCGCCCUGAGCUGGAGGCGAAGGUGGAGGAGGUGGUGCUCGAAGCCAUCGGGGACAGGCAGGGGGUUGGCCUCCCAGAGCUCCCAGCCUGGGUAACGGAGGACAGGGGCAUCAUGGAGGUGGUCUGGGAGGGGAUGGGGGUCAGCGACUCAGAGGCCAUGGGGGCGGCAGGUGGGGGCCCAGAGGCGGCGCAGACCCACUCCCCGAGGCUCCUCGGGAGAUCAGAGGUUUCAGCUUCGGGAGAAGGGGACGGCGCUCCCAGGAGCAGCCCUGAGGGGGAUGGGCAGGGGGGCUCUGGGGGAGAGGAGGGGUCCUUCAUCUGGGUGGAGAGAGUGACCCUGAAUGAGGAGUGGGAGGAGCUGCUGGUGGAGGGGUUGGAAGGGCCAGUGGUGACAGGGAGGGAGGGAGGAGACGAAGGUUCUUUGGGGGCAGAGAGGGCAGGAGGGGAGAAAACGUGGGAGGCAGAGCAGAGCGGAGCAGAGGAGUCCACGGGGCCUGGGAAGAAGGGAGGUGAGGAAAAGCCAGGGCCACUGGGCGACAGAGUGGAGACAUCCCUGGCGGUGGAGACAAAAGGAAGUGAGGAGUCACUGGCACCAGAGAGCAGAAGUGGCAGCGAGGAAAAGCAGGGGACAGAGAUGGGAGGAAGCGAGGAGCCCUGGGGAGUAGAGAGAAACGAAGGUGAGGGACCUUUCAGGGCAGAGAAGGAAAGAGGUGAGGAAAAGCUUGGCGUGGAGGAGGAAGUAGAGGAAUCACUUCGAGGAGAGAAGGAGGGAGGUGAAGAAAAGCCAGAGGUGACUGAAGAGCCAUUGGUGACAGAGGAAAAGGGAGGUGAGGAGACAGCAGAGGCAGAGAGGAAAGGAGGAGAGGGGACAGCGGAGGCAGAGAAGACCGAAGGGGCUGGGAAAGAUCUGAGUCCAGAAGAGCAGAAAGAGUCCAGGGAAGGAACCGAGUACCAGGCAGAGGAGGUGAGCGAGGCAGGGACUCCCCUUUGGGCUGACAAGGAGCCGAGACCAGAGGAGGGAGGACUGAAGUCCCAGGAGAAGCAAGAAGGCUCCCUGGAGGAGGCAGCAGUGAAGCUCCAAGCCCCUGCAGAGGGCCAGGGCCCCUCGGGGGAUGUCAUGGCCCUCCUGGCAGAGACCCCAGCCCCAGAGCAGCCUGCAGAGUGCCAGCCACUGCUUCAGGGUCAGGGGCCCAGCGCCAACCCCAGUGCCCGUGCCGCGCCCACCUAUGCACCUGCCCGGCAGCCUGAGCCACCUGCCCCCACUGAGGGCGAGGAGGCAAGCGGCCCUAAACAAAAGACGUGCCAGUGUUGCGUGGUCAUGUGAGUCCGCGUGCCUCCCCCCACGCCCAGCUCCUCUCACAGCUACCUCGGCCUCUUGGCAUCCAGCAGAGGGUCCCAGGCGCAGACAGGGCACCACGGGACUGGCUCUGGUACCUGGAAGCCAGCUGACCCACACGUCCACCUAUGCCUGGGCUUCCGGACCCCUUGCCCACACUGCCUAUGACCCUGGCCCCCUUCUGCAAUGAAGCCUUUAUACUUGAAAAUAAAAUGUGAAAGCACUCA